AUGCCUCGUAGGAUACAGACUGAGGUACACACAAGCGUUUCAAGGCUUCUAAAGGGCGAUUAUAUACAACAACAGCCUGCGUGGUUCGGCCCUGUCCUCAGAAAUCUUCCUUCGCUUCCACCGAUCCACUCAAGGGUACAGAGGGACGAUAUUCAUAAACAAGACAAACCUUUUGUCAGUGGCUCCAGAAACACUUCCAAGAAAAAGCUUCCUAAUUGGCGACAAGACAAGAGACCUGCGAAUAUCGUCUACCCGGUUGACAAGAUUAGACGGCAAUUCUAUGAGGACUUUCCUUUCGAAACGUUGAGGCCGCAAAGUCUGACUGAAGGUUGGCAAGUUGGUGAAGAUAGGUAUGAAAAUAUCAUCCAUACUCUUAAUGGUUGGACUACGCUUAAGCAACUCACUAUCAACCCAAACCCCGAAGAUGCGAUCAAGUUCUGUAUGAACCUUCAUAACUCUCAGAAUAUGUCACUCUCUUUGGCUUAUAUCCACGCAACAAAUCAAUUCUCAGCCCUUAGAGCUGAGCUUGAGGCUCAAACGCAAGCUGCAAUCGACGAAGCCAGCGCGUACGGCGCAUUGUUCGCACCAACAGAGCUCGAAAGAGGUUACGAGUUAGAAGAAACUUUCUUAAACCAACGCCUGAACAUCUCAUCAUCUGCUCCAAAUGGUGCUAGCCAAGAACCAUCACAAGGUCUUAUCAAGCUAUCUGGUAAAGAUGCUUCGAAACUGAUUCCAAACAUAAGUAUGCCUCAUCAAGCUGCACAGCGUGUGGGCUAUGAACAAGGUCGAGCCUACAGAGACGCUCAGAAUUCACCUGUUGAGGACCAUCUUGUACAAAAGGCUUAA
Molecule: messenger RNA, 846 nt
Organism: Wallemia ichthyophaga EXF-994
Lineage: Eukaryota; Fungi; Basidiomycota; Wallemiomycetes; Wallemiales; Wallemiaceae
Exons: 2
Coding region: 1-846 (281 amino acids)
Cellular component (GO): mitochondrial small ribosomal subunit
Molecular function (GO): structural constituent of ribosome
Source: RefSeq, a predicted model, not a curated record